UCCGUAGCAAACACACACAUUGCUCGGCUUUUCCUCAGUGGAUUGUGUAUGUGUGUGUUUGUGUGCGCUCGUAAUUUUCAUCUGCUCUGGGUACAGAGGGAGGGACAGACAGAAACCUCGGCUGGCGACAGAAACCAAUCAGAGCGACACGAAGCCAUCGAUCGGGAUUUAUUUAUCUGACGGAAAGCGCCAUCAGUCUGUCAAACAAUAACCUUCAGAAACCCCAGAGAAACAUUAAGAUGGCUGAUUUUAGUAUUGAUCAGAAAAACCUGCCUGGCGUAAAAGAGGUGUGUCGGGACUUUGCCUUGCUUGAAGACCACUGUCUGGCCCACAACCUUCAGGAACAGGAGAUUGAGAGCCACUUGGCAUCCAACGUAUACAAGAGCCGCCUGGCGCAGCAGGACCUACAGGUGGCCAAACGUCUGCAGCAGGAGGAGGACCUGCGGGCCAAAGCCGAGAGCCAGAGACAACACCGCCGCAUCGAACGCAUUGACAAUGAAAUGGCUCUGGAGAUUCAAGACCAACUGGUCCGACAGGCCGAACAGCAGCGGCAGCAGGAGGAGAAAGACGAGGCCAUUGCCCGAAAGCUGCAUGAGCGAGAGAUGAAGGAGGAGAGGAAACGGCAGAAGCAGAUUGAAACAAACGUUGAGGAAGAAUUCUAUGAAGACAAAGCCUUCCGAUUUCCAUCAGACCUGCGGGAGCCGAACCCCCAUUCCACUUCUCCAGGUUACAGAAAAGAGAAGCACCGCGACUACAACCAAAUGAUUUCCCCUUACAACUCUCCCAACCCAGACAGAAAAAGAUAUCCUAAUAGCCAUAGUCGUUAUCCAGAAUAUGAGCCUGUUGAGUUCAGCCGAUCGAAGCAUCCAGAGAUUACAAACAAGGGAAGGGAGUACUACUCGCCCGAUCGACAACCAAAAACCUCUGAAGAUCAUUUGAAAGAAAGAAACCAACCUCUCGAUCUGGAUAACACAGAACCCCGUAGAAAGAAGAAACAGGAUCAAGGGGACAACUUUGAGCCUGUUGUGCGGCGGAAGGAGAAACCGCAUAGGGACUACUCUGCUGACCGAGACAAGGUUUGGGACAAGGAGAGGAACAAGGAUCGAGAGCGAGAAAGGGAUGGACAAAGAACCAAGGACAGGCAAAGAGAGCAAAACCGAACAAAAAGUCAAGAUCGCUUGUUUAGUGGAGAUGUCAGGGGCAGAAACAUGGACAGGGCAAUGGACCAAAAUAUUAAUGGGCAUAGCAGCAGAGAUAGACAAAGAGAACGAGGUAGAGAUGGGAACAGAGAAAGGCACAGAAGUAGAGAGCGAGAACUGGACUACAGUCUGUCCCCUUCUAGGGGAAGGUCGGAAGACAACCUGGAGUGGGAGGAUUUCAAGAACAGGCCUAAGCUUCCAAUUGGUCCCAGUGAGGUGUUUGAGGAGCCCACUUUCAGAGGCCACUCAAAUGAUGGCCAAUCCCCUGGCUAUUCCUCCAGAGAGAGAGGCCGCAAGGUACGAGGAGAGUAUGGCAUGAAGGAAGCAACACAUGGACUGGCCCAGUUAGAGCUACAUGACCAAGAGUUUAGAGACCUGGAGGUGGCACGCAAACUACAGGAUGAAGAAUUAAAAGCUGUUCAAAUUGACAAACGAGCAGCUCAAGUUGCACAAGAUGAGGAAUUAGCCAGACGGCUAAUGGAGGAAGAGAAAAGGGAAUAUAAGAAAUCGAAAGAUAAGGAGAAGCAAGUGAUUGAGAGAAGACGACCCGAGCUAGAAUACAAACCAGUGCAAGAAGAGGUAGUACGACCACGAACACGAGAAGAGGUGCGUAGCAGAGAGGAGGAGUACCAGAGAGCACGCAACCACAAACCUGCGAGGCCUCCACCUCCUACACAGCAUUAUGAGAACAUAAACCCAAGCUACGCCUACGCCGAGAGCCCAUACUCGCCUCGACCUCCAUCAAGGCCAGAAGCCGCGUACAAAGGUGCCUACUACAGACAGUGACCAUAAGCCUCCACUGCUGUCCAAUCUUAAGUCCAUUCGGCCCUUUACUUUGCAAGGAAGUGAUUCAGAAACUACUUUGAGUUCAUGAGGCUUUCAGCAGAAGCUACUGACACUUUAAAUUGGUUAUUUUUUUCUUCAAUUAUUCGGCUUAUCACGUCAGGGAAGCCGGUGUUGUCCCUUCGUGUUGUGAAGAAGUCUUUUAUCCUGGAGCUAUGAACUACUGGCCAACAGGGACGGUUUCCUGUUUGCUUCUCACGUUCUCGUCUAAUUGUGGACGACUGGACUAGGAAGUGAUCUACUGCACAGCUCUUUUUUUUUUCUUUUCGUCCCUCUUGGCAUCUCUAAUCAAGCCUCAUCUUGAUGUUGAUGAUCAGGAGUUUUCCACAUUUAAUUUUUAUUUAACUGUGUUUGAGUUUCUAUAAAUCAUUUUUGUGCUGUAUAUUUAUUGAUUUAUCUUUGAGAGGAUCUAUUUUAUUUUAUAAUUCCUAUUUUAAAGUUCUACCAUCUAUCAUUGAUCUGAAGAGACUGUUAAAAUAAACCCGGAAGUAGUCGAAAUUCUGGAGAUCUGUUUUAAACGUUCAUAUCAAAAUUGGAAAUUUGCUGUUCAUUUACUCUCGCGCACGCUUAGGUCUUGUUUUACAUUACUAUUUUUUUCCUUUUCAAUUGUGCGCAACUCAAUAACUGCAAGUAUAUUUACAGGCAAAACAAAUGUAAUACCUGACGAUACAUUAUUGAGAUUUUAUUAAGGUUUCAUGCUACACUUCUUUCACAGAGUGAUCAACCCAGAACACCCAUUUCAGAUGGACUUGGAUAGGUUUACGAACUCUGAAUGUGCUCUCAGAGAUUCACAUAAUUUUACGUACUUCUUUAAAGCCACAAGCAUGGCAGAAUUGAUAGCUUCAGAAAGACUAAUAUCUCCUCCCAUUUGAAUCACAUCUAAAUGUGUUAAAUUUGAGGUAACGUAAACCCAGAAAUCCAAAUACCCAAAGCUACAUACAAAACAAACAUUAGCUAUGUUUCAAUCCAAAAAUGCGAAUUAACUAUAUGCGCAAAAUAAUAAAGCAGCGUUUCCAUCCAACGAGUCAAAACGAACAAAAUCGUCACUUCCUGUUUAAUUAGCGCCAAAUAUCGAAAGUAAAAACGGAAUUUGCUGCGACUUGCGCCUCAGAAGGCAAUCCUGACAUGUUUAAACACGUAGUGGCAUUUGAAGGCGUGAGACGCAGAGCACAGACACUCUCGAUUCUGGAGGUCAUUAAUAAAAUAAUAAUACUAAUACUGAGAUGGUUAAGGUGUUUUAAAAUGACCAAAACAACAUUUCAGAUGCUCAGCCUGCUGGUUUGUCCAUUCACACGUUUACCAUCACAUGAUCUCUUAUAACAAAAUCACGUUUUAAUAUAUAUAUCACAUUUUAAAUGCGCAUACUGGAAUAUGUUCGGUAAAACUCUUUCCAUGGCAGUUCAUGCGCAUCUUUUCUUAUCGAAUAAAACUUUAUCUUGCUCAGUUAUGCGCAUGCGUUUUUUUAUGCGCAUUUUCAAAAUGUAUGCGCAUGUUGGCGUUUCCAUCAACCGUUUGUUUUUUUCGCAUAUCCAAAAUGCGCAUAAAAAUAGGUGGAUGAAAAUUGAGACUUAAAUGUCUCCUAUGUCAUUUGAAUCACAUCUGAGGUAUUUUAAUCUCAUUAAAUCUGAGGUAACGUAAACCCAAAAAUCCAAAUACCCGCUACAUAUGAAACAAAUAUUAGACGUGUAUACAAAACGCAUAUAGAGAGAUCAUUUUACUUCAUUAAAUCUCCAUUUUUUUUUUUUGUCAGGAGGCACAGUAAGUAAGUUUUGACUUGCAUUUUGUGAAUUCCCAGUUUGAGUGAGUAAAUUAACAGCAAGUUUAUAUUUUUGCGUGAAUUAUCACCUUAACGCAAAGCUCCAGCACUUGCUAUGUUUUCCAACUUAUCGAAUAUCAAUAUUAUCAACAUUUGUUUCUUCAUUUUGCCUCCAUAUUAUUAGAGAGACUUGUCUCGAACCCUGUGGUACACCUAGAGUUCGAGACACUCAGCCUUCGGGUGCCUUUGUUUUUGCGAUUACCGCAGCGUCCAUAAUGACUCUACGUAGGUUUAUUUUCUUCGAGACCUGCUAAUAUGAUGCUCCAUCGUUCAAAUGCAUGCUGGCUGAAUGUGAACAGUAUGGGCUCUAUAUAAAUCUCAUCAUCCAGAAAACUUAAAAACAAAACAAAAAAAUGGCCACAAACUCAUCUCUACUCUUCGGUUUUUAUUUUUAUAUAUAUUUUAUUUUUAUUUAUAAGUCAAUAGCAAUUCCAAAUACACGUUCUAAGGCAUGUAGUAGCAUUGCUGUCAGCACAGAUGUAAACUGUUUUAUUGCUUGCAUCGUCAUAUGCAAUUCGUGCUAAUAUCUGUGUUCGGAGUUACAGUGCUUUGAAUUUGGUGGCAGACUUACAUUAAGCAGGGACAUAAAAAGUGACCAGCAAACCCAUCAAAGCAGCGAACAAGUGACUACGGCAGCGUUUAUCUGGCACUUUCCAUAAAUAGUGUACAAAUUAGGGUUACAUUUUGUUUGUUGUUUGUUCGGUGAAGCAUGUACGCGUAAGAAAACGUUUUUGCUUUCACUUUUAAUUUGUGUUUUCUUUGUUUUUGAUGUUGGUUUGGGUUUGCAUUGUUUUCUUCGUCUAUUUUGGAUCUUUUAGUCUGUUUUUGUUUUCAAUUUUAAUUGUGCUUUUUAUUUUAAUGCUUUGCUAUUUUCGUCGCCUUUUUUGAUUUAUUUAUGGGGGGGUUUUACGCUGUUUGGACUUUCGCUUUCGUAUCGCUUUGUAUUUGCUUUAUUUUUUUGUCCUGUCUUCACAAAACAGUGGUGUUUUUGUUUUGUAUGAGUCUAUUUUUAUUUUAUUUAUUUAUAUAUUUAGUUAUGUUUAUUUUUUUAUUUUGCUGUUUUCCUUUUGGUUUGCAUUGUUUUCUCCGUCUAUUUCGGAUUAUUUAGUUUGUUUUUGUUUUUAGUUUUGUUUUAAUUGUGCUUUUUAUUUUAUUCUUUGCUAAUUUCAUCGCCGUUUUUGUUUUUUGAUUGAUUUACAAGUUUUUUUAUGCUGUUUGGACUUUUGCUUUCGUAUCGCUUUGUAUUUGCUUUAUUUUUUUUUUGUCCUGUCUUCACAAAAGUGUGCUGUUUUUGUUUUGUAUGAGUCUAUUUUUAUUUUAUUUAUUUAUUUAUUUGUUUAUUUUUUUAUAUUGCUGUUUUGCUUUUGGUUUGCAUUGUUUUCUUUGUCUAUUUUGGAUCUUUUAGUUUGUUUUUCUUUUCACUUUUGUUUUAAUUGUGCUUUUUAUUUUGAUGCUUUAUUUUCGUUGCGUUUUUUUUUUACGCUGUUUGGACUUUCGUUUUCCUAUUGCUUUGUAUUUGCUUUAUUUAUUUAUUUUUUGUCCUGUCUUAACAAAACAGUGCUGUUUUUGUUUUGUAUGAGCCUAUUUUUAUUUUAUUUAUUUACAUAUUUAUUUGUUUAUUUUUUAAAUCGCUGUUUUGCUUUUAGUUCGCAGUGUUUUUUCUCUGUCUAUUUUGGAUCUUUUAGUUUGUUUUUCUUUUCACUUUUGUUUUAAUUGUGCUUUUUAUUUUGAUGCUUUAUUUUCGUUGCAUUUUUUUUUUAAUACGCUGUUUGGACUUCCGUUUUCCUACUGCUUUUGUAUUGGCUUUAUUUUUUAUUUUUUUGUCCUGUCUUCACAAAACAGUGCUGUUUUUGUUUUGUAUGAGUCUAUUUUUAUUUUAUUUAUUUAUAUAUUUGUUUAUUUUUUAUAUUGCUGUUUUGCUUUUGGUUUGCAUUGUUUGUCUUAGUCUGUUUUGGAUCUUUAUUUUGUUUUUGUUUUAAUUUUGCUUUUUAUUUUGAUGCUUUGUUUUUUUUUGUCUCCGUUUUUGUUUUUUGAUUGAUUUGUUUCUUUUUUUUACGCUGUUUGGACUUUCGCUUUCGUAUUGCUUUGUAUUUGCUUUAUUUUUUUUGUCCUGUCUUCACAAAACAAUGCUAUUUUUGUUUUGUACUGUAGAAAUCUAUUUUUAUUUUAUUUAUUUAUAUAUUUAUUUUUGCAUAAAUUAAGGCCUUCAGCUGCUGCCAACCUCUUUGAGACAAAAUCUUAAUUAAGUUUUUUUAAAUUAAAUACAUUUAACAGUAUUAUGACACCGUUGUGUGAUAUUAUCAAAUAUUUACAUUAUCUUCCUUUCUCUUUUUUAAUACUAAAUAAAAUCCAGUAUAUGUUAUAGUCCUCCCUUUUGAACAAUGGUUUCAAACUGGAUUCCUGGAGGGCCGCAGCUCUGCACAGUUUUGCUCAACCUAAUCAAACACAGCUGAUUCAACUAAUCAAGGUGUUCAAGACUACUAGAGACUAUUAUGCAGGUGUGAGUUGGAGGUGGUUGGAGCUAAUCUAUGCAGAACUGCAGCCCUCCAGGAAUUAAGUUUGAGACCACUGCUUUAGAACAAUUUGUGCAUUUAUGGCCAAUAAAAACACUAGUUUUGUUACUCUAUUAAUGGAAAGUGCCAGAAGCACAUCACUCUAUCAGGGCAUUUUUUAUUCGUAUCAUUUUCUUACAACUUAAUUACUGCUUACAUUCCAUCCAUCCCAUCAAAAUGAGUUAAAGGGAUUCCAAUCCGCUCGGCUUUUGGCAAUGGGAAUAUGAUUGUGCGAGCUUCAUGUAGCAUCCAGUACAGUUACAACUAAAGGCAGCAGCUACUUUUGUAUAUCGCAUUAGUGCCUCUAUUAAGACCAGUGUUGGAUCGCUAGUGCUAAUCGCUCUCAAUAACAAUAUGCUAAGUUUGUGUUUGUGCAUUUCUCUGAAAGGCAUGGCCUGAAAUAAACUUUUAGGGAAAAUCUGUUGCCAUGAUGCUGCUGUGCUUAACAGGUGAUUUUUUUUUAUUAUUUUUUUCUCUUGUGCUACUGUAUUACUGAAUCAGUUUUCGAUCACUUUGUGUUUGUUUGUGUGUGUGUGUGUUUUAGUGAUGAAUGUGCAAAUAUAUAUAUCUCUUUCAGUGCUGUAUCAAUCAGUGCGCUGUAGAAAAGACGAUUAUAUGUUACGAUUCUGAAACUAAUUGGCUAGACGGUUUUUGUGCCAAAUUUGGAAGAUUCAGGGAUUUUAAAAACAUAGUAUUGCUGUAAAACUGACCAGUGAUCUGAGUGGGAAAUGAAUCUGGUUUACAAAUGUUUUUGCUGGAAGUUGUAACAAACGAAUUUAAUUUUUAGCACCCGAUGUGUUGUAAAUGUGUGUGUGUAUGUGUGUGUGUGUAUGUGGCGGAGCGUCAAAUUUUUUUUUCUCUCUUAUUGUACGGAGAUGAUGUUCAUGCCAGUUUGUUUUACAAUCAGCUGCUGCUGGAAGCGUUUUUGUGACCGGCGAAAGUGUUUGUAUCUUGCACAUUCUCAUAGCUUCCACUGGCCAACUGUAAAUACCAAAUAAAUGACUUUUAAA
This is a messenger RNA of Danio aesculapii, 7420 nucleotides long. RefSeq names its product coiled-coil domain containing 50a (gene ccdc50a). Gene Ontology annotation, molecular function: ubiquitin protein ligase binding. The record is from RefSeq and is a predicted model, not a curated record. Bases 240 to 1985 code for a protein of 581 amino acids. Gene Ontology annotation, cellular component: cytoplasm. The transcript has 12 exons. NCBI's taxonomy places the organism in Eukaryota, Metazoa, Chordata, Actinopteri, Cypriniformes, Danionidae.